Tachysurus fulvidraco (yellow catfish) is the source of this 1876-nucleotide messenger RNA. Its product is annotated as globoside alpha-1,3-N-acetylgalactosaminyltransferase 1-like. NCBI's taxonomy places the organism in Eukaryota, Metazoa, Chordata, Actinopteri, Siluriformes, Bagridae. The transcript has 7 exons. Gene Ontology annotation, molecular function: hexosyltransferase activity. The record is from RefSeq and is a predicted model, not a curated record. The coding region runs from base 66 to 1097 and encodes 343 amino acids. Gene Ontology annotation, biological process: carbohydrate metabolic process. Gene Ontology annotation, cellular component: membrane; vesicle; Golgi apparatus.
CUCUCACACACACUCUCUCACACACACACAGGACUAUCUUCUUGUGUUUGCUGAGGAACUACAAAAUGCGACAGAAUUUGUAUCUGCUUUUUGCAAUAUUGGCAAUUGCUCUGCUUGGGUUUUUUUACCUUGGUUACACUUUCUCCUGGCUCAGUAGAGAUGUGAAUGAUGUGCUGGAGUUCACCCCAAGUGUGGAAAACAAACAAGAUGAUAACAUGGAACUACUCUUUCCUAAAGGAAUUAAAUACAAGCAGCCAGGUGUGAGUAACAGUCGGUCAGAUGUUACCACAGUGACCCCAUGGUUAGCUCCAAUCGUGUGGGAAGGAACGUUUGAUCUGUCUGUGAUUGACGCCAUUUAUUUACAAAAGAAUAUCACCGUGGCAACCACAGUCUUUGCACUGGGGAAGUAUGUCCGUUUCCUGAAGGAUUUUCUAGAGUCGGCAGAGCAGCACUUCAUGGUUGGUUACCAAGUUCAUUAUUACCUCUUUACAGAUCGCCCGGAUGAGGUUCCUAUGAUAACGCUGCGAUCGGGGCGUCAGUUGACCAAGAUAAAAACACUAAGCUCAGACCGCUGGCAGGAAAUUACACUGCGUAGGAUGGAGAUGAUUGAAAAGCUCAUUGAGGAACGGCUUGUCAUUGAGGCUGACUACAUCUUCAGCCUUGAUGUUGACACUAAAUUCUAUGGCCACUGGGGAGCAGAGACUUUGGCUGAUAUAGUUGCUGUUCUGCACCCUGGGUAUUUUGGAACUCCACGGACAGCAUUCCCAUAUGAGAGACGUCCUGAAUCUGUGGCCUUCAUCCCACCAGAGGAGGGAGACUACUACUACGGAGGAGCCGUGAUCGGAGGACGCAUUGGAAAUGUACUCAAGCUCACAAAAACGUGCCGCACACAGCUGGAUGUUGACCAAGCAAAUAAGAUUGAAGCGGCAUGGCAGGAGGAGUCUCACCUGAACAAGUACUUCCUGUACAACAAACCCAGCAAAGUGCUCUCACCUGAGUACCUGUGGCAGGACUUCAAAGAGAAAACCAGCAACAUGAAAGUGAUACGCUUCUCACAGGUGAUCAAGAACUACGCUGAGGUUCGUCCCAAUCCAUAAUGUGCACCACAAGCUCAACCAGGUCAUCACACAAUGAAACAAACUUCUCAUCUUGUGGGUUUCUUCCCUCUUAUAUUGUAGGUAUCUAAUAUUAUGGGAUUCCUGUAGAACAUAAAGGAACAAAACUGAUAAACGUCUACACAUUAAAUUAAUCACUGCUUUGUUUAUGUGCAUUCAGUGUAGCCUAUUUUACAGAGUGUAGUUUAACCAAAGACGACAAGUCUUAAUAAUGAACAUCAUGAGAGAGAAAAUGGAACAGAAGCCUUUAACUUCCCACACAGCAUAUUGUUUAUUAAUGCAUUAGGCAAAAAUAAAAUUCCUAAAAUAUUUGGUAAAUGUAUGAUGUCUCAAUCCAAUUCAAAUACUACACCAUGGUUGUUAAAAAAGGACUUUAUUAAAAUGCUUCACAUUUAAUCUUUGACAGUUUUAAAGCAAUUUUGUGUUAAUAAUUAAAAACUGUAGUAAUUCCUUUAAUCCUGUACUUUAAGCAUAUUCUCUCUCUCUCUCUCUCUCUCUCUCUCUCUCUUUCUCUCUCUCUCUCUCUCUUGCGCACACACACCAUGGUGGUGUAGGAUUUGGGGGAUUAUUUUGUGAAAAAUAGUUAUUUAAUCAUGGAUUUAAUCAAGGAUUUAAUUUAACUCAGUGUGAUUAUUCAUAAAUAUCUCUGUCCUUUGUACACUAAUAUUUUUGUCAUGAAGAAUUUGUUCUUGUUCAUGUUUUUCUUUUAUUAUAGUCUUGUGCAUUAUCUAUAUGGUCUUUAGUUUGUCGACUGUUUUAAU